UACAUGAGUCUAUACCUCCAGAUAUGCAAUUUUGUCCUAAUGUGAAUCCUCCAUGCUACAAAUCAAAAGAAGAAGAUGUUGUCAUUCAAGCUGACGAUGAAAUUAGGCUAAAAAUUGUUGGUACUAGAGUUGAUGCAACUGGGAUUUUUGCAAUUGGAACUUUGAUGGAUGAUUAUUUAGGUUUAAUGUGUAAUUGAAAUAAUUAAUGAUACAUACUUGAAACAUAGAUUAAUUAAUGUGUAAAUUUUGUUAAAAUAGUAUAUAUCGUGUAAGUUUUUUUUUGAUGAUGUGUUUUUUGACUUCAUUCAUGAAUUGAACAAUUUUUUGAUAAUAUUUUUGAAAGCAUCAAUAAAAAGGGGUUCAAAAUCAAUAGAAAUGGUUAUAAAAUAAUAAGAAUUUUAAUUUAUACUUCACUUAAUAAUGACUCUUCACUUUUGUAUAUGUACAUAUUUUUUGUAGUAGCUUGAAGAGUAUAUUUUAUAAAUAUCUUGAAAACUA
Messenger RNA from Trichogramma pretiosum, 498 nucleotides. RefSeq names its product DNA-directed RNA polymerase II subunit RPB7-like. The transcript is spliced from 3 exons. The record is from RefSeq and is a predicted model, not a curated record. The coding region runs from base 24 to 197 and encodes 57 amino acids. Lineage: Eukaryota; Metazoa; Arthropoda; Insecta; Hymenoptera; Trichogrammatidae.